Messenger RNA from Ambispora gerdemannii, 1542 nucleotides. The record is from the annotation of a GenBank genome assembly. NCBI's taxonomy places the organism in Eukaryota, Fungi, Glomeromycota, Glomeromycetes, Archaeosporales, Ambisporaceae.
AUGGCUGAAAGAGAACAUAAAGACAAUAAAGUAUCGGCUCCAGAGGAUGAGAGUUCUCAUAAAGAAAAAGAAAUCAAAAAAAAUCCCGCCAUCACUUCCCAAAAAACAUCAAUGGGAAUCGAUCCUGCAGCUGAUUCAACAGCCGUGAUCCAAAAAGUUAAAGAAAUCUCAGAGAUGCACGAGGAAGCUACUACGGCUAAGAAUAAAAGUGAUAUUAAGAAACCCGCACAUGGACGAGGCAGGCAAAAAAAAGCUAAUGGCACUGGCGCAACCACUUCUACCAAUAUAGCCAUCAACGACGCUGACCAGCCUGAACAAGCUAAAGAAAUCAUCACCGUACGUCGACCAGGAAGGCCGAAAAAAAUUAAUGGCGCUGAAAUGAAUUCUCAAACUUCCGAAUCUAAAAUACCUACAAACGAAGUUGAUCAGCCGCCAAAGCAAAAAACAAAACGCGGAAGACCCAAAAAAAAAAUUGACACGAGCCCAGAACCUGUCCCGAACUUUAGUAACGGUAAACAAAAGGAACGCGAAGUCCCUUCUGAAGUUACAAAAGAAGUAAAAAAAUCAGAAGAUGGGCGAGGCAAGAGAAGAAAAUUUAAUGAAAUUGAGAAGGAGACGUCACAAGAUCAUAUACCUGAACACAAAGAAGUAGUGAUAGGUUUAAAUCAACAAGACCUUGAUAUUCGGAUUCCAGACGCGCUCAAACUCAAACUUGUAGAUGAUUGGGAGUACGUUACAAGACUUAAUAAUUACAUAAAAACUCCGAGCUCUGUGACUAUUAAUCAGAUUCUUGAUAAAUGGAUGACACAUCAACGUUUCGAAGAUUGCUCCAUUCAUAGCACUUCGAAUAUUGGCGAAGAUAUGAUAACGGCUUCUAAAGAUGAUAAUAAUGAUGCCGAGAGAACGGCUUCCAAAUACCACGUUAACGGUAAUAUCGAGACUGUGUGCAAUGCUCAAACAGACGAAGUCGUAGAGAAUAAUCAAAAUCUAUUAUCGGCCGAUGAUGCUAUGCCAUUAUUGGAAAAUAAUGAUAUCUACCACCGAGUCGUUGCUGGUCUAAAGAGCAACUUCGAGUGUGCCGUAAAUUACGAUCUUUUAUAUAACGUGGAAAAACCUUAUUUGGUUGACCUCAAAGAAAAUUACUCCGGCAUUGAAUUGUGCGAUGUUUAUGGCGCGGAACAUUUGCUGCGUCUUAUUGUUAAACUGCCGUGCUAUUUAGCGUAUUCGGAUAUUGAUCGUGAAUCCGCUCGAGAACUAAAAGUUCGGUGCGAUCAAAUAAUGACGUUUUUAAUUAAAAACGUCGAUGAGUUUUUCCUCCCUCCACCUUCCUCUCUAACUACAGCAGUAACAAGUAGCCCUGCCAAAAAACAAAGAAAUAGCAUGAACAACAAUAAAGAAGGUGUAGAGUGCGCAAAUUGCAGCACAACCACCACCGCGGUAUGGCGAGCUGGGCCCACCCAAGAUCAGAUCUUGUGUAAUGCAUGUGGCCUCUACUACAGCAAAAAUAAGCAACAUAGGCCUGAACGAUUAUGGAAGCAUUAA